CAAAAUAAAUAAACUAUACUAAAAAAACUUCAAACAUUCAGGCAUGUGAUUGAUUCUUUCAAUAUAUAUAUAAUGAAAUCCACAGUCAUCACACUCAUCAGUGUUGUGACAUAAUUAUUAAGCAUAGUAUAAAAUCAAGUUUGGCAUUUACUACUAAUUCAAGCCCACCAUCAACCCAACCACCUCUGCAGAUUUCUUACUCAAAUACAGAAACAAAAAGACUACUUUUUUAUCUUUGUGAGUUGGGUUUUCAAGCAAUUUCAAUGGCUUUCUAGAUCUUUCUUCCCAUCUUUUCAAAAGGGUAAGUGUCUUUUUUCCCAUUAAACCUCAAAAGCUUGUAACUUUGAACUUUGAAGCCAUUAAAAACAAGUUUUUUAGGUAUGGAGUUUGGGGUUUUGAGUUUCUUGCUAUUGUUGUUCUUAACCUUUUCUUUUUCAACUCACAAUGUUUUUUGCUCACUAAACUCUGAUGGGGUCACUUUACUUUCACUCAUGAAGGAAUGGGAUUAUGUUCCUUCUUCAUUAAAUUCAACAUGGAAUGAUUCUCAUUCCACUCCUUGUUCAUGGGUUGGUGUUCAAUGUGAUAAUACAAGAACUUAUGUUAAAUCCUUAAAUUUCUCUAAUUUUGGCAUUUCUGGCAAAAUUGGACCUCAAAUUGGGAACUUGAGCCAUUUACAAACUAUUGAUUUUAACUUAAAUAGCUUCUCUGGUUCAAUCCCCCAAGAAUUGGGUAACAUUCCUUUUCUUGAAACCCUAACUCUUGAGUCCAACUUACUCACUGGUGAAAUACCCAAAAACCUAAACAAGCUGAGAAAUUUAAGGUAUCUUAGCUUUUUUGAUAAUUCUCUGUUUGGUGAAAUACCUGAAUCAUUGUUUGAGAUACCAAGUUUGGAAGAAGUGUAUUUAAUGCAUAAUAAUUUGAAUGGUUCGAUUCCUUCAAAUGUUGGGAAUUUGACUAAUCUUGUUAAGCUUUAUUUGCAUAGUAACAAGUUAUCUGGUUCAAUCCCAUCUUCAAUUGGGAACUGUUUUAUGUUAAAGGAGCUUACUUUAAAUGAUAAUCAGUUAUUUGGGGUUUUACCAGAUAGUUUGGGAAACCUAAAAAGACUUGAAUAUUUACAUGUUGGGAUGAAUGGUCUUGUGGGUAGAAUUCCUUCUAGUUUGGGUAAUUGUAAGAGUUUGUCUUUUUUAGACAUUUCAUGGAAUAGUUUUAAUGGAAAUCUUCCUUCAAGUUUGGGAAAUUGUACUGAGUUAAAUGUCAUUGCUGCUACUCAUAGUAAUAUAGUGGGAACUAUUCCUUCUUCAUUAGGGAAACUUCAUAAGCUUAAUAAUCUCUUGCUUUCCGAAAACCAUUUUUCGGGGAAUAUACCACCCGAGCUUGGGAACCUUAGAGUGUUGACACUGUUAGAGUUGUACACAAACCAACUCGAGGGUGAAAUUCCCAACGAGUUAGGGUUGCUAACAGGGUUGCAGUAUCUCGGUUUGUUUGACAAUAGAUUAACCGGCGAAAUCCCACUUAGUGUAUGGAAGAUUCCUACACUUCAACAUGUCCUUGUUUAUAAUAACAGUCUUUCUGGGGAGUUGCCUUUGGAGAUUACUCAUCUGAAGCAACUCCAAAACUUGACAUUAUUCGACAACAAAUUCUCGGGAACCAUUCCUAGAGAGUUGGGGAUAAACAGCAGCUUAGUGUUAUUAGAUGUUACUAAUAAUGAUUUCAGUGGUGAAAUGCCCUCAAAUCUUUGCUAUGGGAAGAAAUUGAGGGUGUUGAAUAUGGGUGGUAAUCGAUUUCAUGGUAGCAUACCGUCUCAAGUGGGAAGUUGUUCGAGUCUCGAGAGACUGAUUCUCGGGAAGAAUAACUUCACUGGGGUUCUUCCCGAGUUUGCAAUGAAUUCAAAGCUUUUGUUCUUGGAUAUCAGAAUGAACAGAUUAUCAGGAGCUAUUCCAGCAAGCUUGGGAAACUGUCACAACAUCAGUUCCAUUAAUCUUUCGAUGAACAUGUUAAGUGGGUUCAUUCCAAUAGAGCUUGGAAAGUUGACACUCCUUCAAAGCUUGAGUCUUUCACACAACAAUUUGGUGGGGUCUUUGCCAUCUCAGCUUUCGGCUUGUACUCAGUUGAGUGUGUUCGAUGUUGGAUUCAAUUCGUUGAACGGUUUCAUUCCAUCGAGUUUUAAGAGCUGGACAGGGCUAUUCACUUUGACAUUAAGUGAAAAUCGUUUCACUGGCGGUAUUCCAAAGUUCUUGUCUGAAUUUAAAAAGCUUUCAGUACUAGAACUCGGUGGAAAUCGUCUCGGGGGAGAGAUUCCUUCUGUUCUUGGAGCAUUCGAAAAUCCAUUUUACUCGUUGAACCUCAGCAAUAACGGUUUGACAGGAGAACUUCCAUCAGAAAUAGGAAAAAUGAGGCUUGAAAAUUUCGAUAUAUCUCAUAACAACUUGACAGGAAGUUUAACAGCUCUUCAAAACAUGGUUUCAUUGCUCAAACUCGAUAUCUCAUACAACGAUUUCACCGGUGAAGUCCCACAAAAUUUGAUGAAGCUGCUGCAAUCCUCUCCAACUUCAUUUGCAGGCAAUUCAGGUCUUUGUGCUCGUUGUCUCGAAUCAAACAUCUCAACUUGCAACCGAAACAACAUUUUACAGCUUUGUGAGUCUCAAUCAAGCAAAAGAAAUAGCUUAAGCAUUGUAGAAAUAGCAAUGAUUUCGCUUGGCUCGGUUGUUGGUUUUGUUAUGUUAGGAUUGUCUUGCUUGUUUUUCUUAUGCAAAAGGCGAUCGAAGCAGCAAACAACAAGGAUCUCUUCACCAGGACCAUCUUCAUUACUAACCCGAGUAAUGGAAGCCACAGAAAAUCUAAGUGACAAGUACAUAAUAGGCAGAGGAGCACAUGGAACUGUUUACAAAGCUUCAAUGAGUUCAGAUGAAGUUUUCGCUGCAAAGAAGCUUCUCAAUGUUGGUUACAAAGAAGGAAGUGUUGGUAUGGUUAGAGAAACCGAAACACUAGGGAAAAUCAGACACCGAAAUCUUGUUAAAAUCGAAGAUUUCUGGUUAAGAAAAGACUAUGGCUUGAUACUCUAUCGGUACAUGGAAAAUGGUAGCCUUUAUGAUGUUUUACACGAAAACAAGCCACCGGUCGCUCUAAACUGGAGCGUUCGUUAUAACAUAGCGGUUGGAACUGCACAUGGAUUGGCUUAUCUUCAUUUCGACUGUGAUCCUGUCAUUGUUCAUCGCGAUAUCAAACCGAGCAACAUACUUUUGGAUGCUGAUAUGGAGCCACAUAUUGCUGAUUUUGGUAUUGCCAAGCUUUUGGAUAAGCCUUCAAACUUAGCAACAGCUUCCAUUUCAAUUGCUGGUACCAUUGGCUACAUUGCACCAGAAAAUGCAUACACAAGGAGCAAGAGCAUGGAAUCAGAUGUAUACAGUUAUGGGGUAGUUUUGCUCGAGAUUUUAACCCGAAAACAGGCAUUGGAUCCAUGUUUUCGAGAAGAAACCGACAUUGUAGGUUGGGUUAGAGAGUUAUGGAGCAAAGGUGGAAAAGAAAUGGUGAAUGAGAUAAUUGAUCCAAGCCUUGAGAAGGAAGUUUUUGAUAAUGAUUUGGGUAUUAAAGAACAAGUGAUUGAAGUUCUUAUGGUGGCUUUGAGAUGCACUGAAUAUGAUCCUAACAAGAGACCUUCAAUGAGAGAUGUUGUCAAGCAACUCUUAGAUGUCAAUUCGCGCCGAACACAAAGCUUGAAAAUUUAGCCUAAGUUUAUUUUUCAGUAACAAUCAAAUAUUAAGUUUUUUUUUUGUAUGACAUUAAUAUCUUUUGUUAGACUUUUAGAACUUCUGUAAGUAUUUGACUGUUAUCAAACUCUGCCAGAAGAUAUUAAUGUCAUCAAGGAAAAAAAUUUAAGUAUUAUGACUGCAAUUGCAAAAUAGGUUUUUUUGGGUUUUUUUUUUUUGGUCUCGUUCUAUUGUGGAGUAAUUUAUAGUAUUGUUGAAGUAAUCGAGAAAUAAUAUUAUCUCGAUAAUACUAUUCUGGAGAUUGGUGUUGUAGUUGGAGUAUAAUUGGGUUUUAUAUAUAAUGUAAUAAUGUUUCUAAUUGUAUUAGUAACUAAUUUUGUUUAAGCAAAUGAUUAAUCAUACCUCUUCUUUCCCCAA
Messenger RNA from Cannabis sativa, 4124 nucleotides. Its product is annotated as receptor-like protein kinase. Gene Ontology annotation, molecular function: protein kinase activity; protein binding; ATP binding. Gene Ontology annotation, cellular component: plasma membrane. The record is from RefSeq and is a predicted model, not a curated record. The transcript is spliced from 2 exons. Bases 381 to 3725 code for a protein of 1114 amino acids. Gene Ontology annotation, biological process: hormone-mediated signaling pathway; protein phosphorylation. NCBI's taxonomy places the organism in Eukaryota, Viridiplantae, Streptophyta, Magnoliopsida, Rosales, Cannabaceae.